UCAGACACGUCUCCACUUUUGCUGAGCGCAGUACGCCCACGCAGAAACGAGCUUGCACACAAUCAGGAAUCAAAACACCUGGACUUGACGAGAGGGAGCGACAUAAAAGACCAGUGAAGCCAAGAGACCUUUGCCAGAACGUAGCCAAUCUCCCUUGAUGUUUUCUGUGAUCGUGUCCUGCCUCACGACCUCCUCCCGGAUCCUUGCUUGCCCUCCCCGAUCGUAGACCACUGCAUGGAACCAGACAUCGUUGCCUCUCUCCAGCCCCCGACCGCUUGCCUCACUGUUGACUGCCUCUUUGCCUUCCUCCUUGGAUUUGACGAAAGAUACAUCCAACAUGCAAAGACAACACCCUCUGAUGCCACGUGACAAGGGACACAGGCGGGCACUAGCCACCAGGAGGAAGAUGGCAGUGCGGCAGGCAUGGACGCCCAGGUCUCCUGUCCCCGAGUUGGUCGCCCGGCGCGGCACCGGGUACCGCCACCGCAUGCAAAGGUGGCCUACUUCACACCUGACUAGCCGUCAGACUGUCUUCGUCAUCGGCGACUCCCACCUAAGGGGCCUGGUGGAUGGGCACGUCCUCAUCCCCAACGUACCUCUGUCCUUUGGUUUUUUGUCUGUUCCUGGUGGAGGAGCAGCUGACCUAAGGACAGAGGUGCGGCGCCUGGAGUUCCCCUGGACCCCAGAUGUUGUCUGCGUGCUGGCCCCGAGCAACGACCUGGACCGUGGGCCCUUCUGCGAUGCAGCGGUGGAGUUCAGCGCACUCCUGACCAGCAUCCGCAGCCGCUGGCCCAAGGUGUUUGUUCUGGACUUUCCCACACGACUAAACAGACCCGUGGGCCUGCAGGAUCGGCUGCGGCAGGAGCACCACCGCGUCGCAGCACGCAUGGGUCUCCCAUUUGUGGCUGUGACCACCAGCUUCCCGCUGCAUCGGUUGGAGCUGUGGUGUUAUGAUGGCGUGCACCUCAGCGACACAGGUGGCUCGCCCAUCCUGGUAAAGCUGUUGUGCGACGCUGCGCUCACCCUGUUCAAACCUGACCCCCCCUGCGCCUCCUUCCCCUCGUCGGACGUCGCCAACAAAACAUUGAGUUAGAAAACAUUAAGCAUUAAGAAAUGUAAUUACAUGAAUAUUUUUCUAAAGAAAAAAAAGGGAAAAAAAUAAAAUGGUUCAAGAUGUUCACCAUAA
Molecule: messenger RNA, 1186 nt
Organism: Nerophis ophidion (straightnose pipefish)
Lineage: Eukaryota; Metazoa; Chordata; Actinopteri; Syngnathiformes; Syngnathidae
Exons: 8
Coding region: 338-1093 (251 amino acids)
Source: RefSeq, a predicted model, not a curated record